Morone saxatilis (striped sea-bass) is the source of this 497-nucleotide messenger RNA. RefSeq names its product ATR-interacting protein-like. The record is from RefSeq and is a predicted model, not a curated record. Gene Ontology annotation, biological process: DNA damage checkpoint signaling; DNA repair. NCBI's taxonomy places the organism in Eukaryota, Metazoa, Chordata, Actinopteri, Moronidae.
UUGGAGGAGAUCUGUCGCUCUGAGGGAGACGACACUGAUGACAUGGACACUGAUGCUGGCUCCUGAAUUGCUGCUGCCUCUGACUCCACCAGUGAACAAUGAGGACACACGAAGGACAGUUUACUGACUGUUGAUUGGAUAUUUCACAAUAAGACGAGGACAGAACGGCAACUUUUCUGUAAAUUAAGUGGAUGAUGGAGAGAAAUGAAGGAUAAGAGUCUGACAACGUCACAGAAUUUAUUGUGCUGUCUGAUGGGAUUUAACUGUAAGACAUUGAGGUGAGAAUUACUGCUGCUGUCAGAGUUCAUGUUUUGGAGGUAAUUUCUUUCCUUCUUCCUUAAUUAUUGUGCAAAAGAAUAAAUUAAGAACAGAAUGAACAUAUUUAUGAAGAGACUUUGUUAGAGAAUUUGUAAAAUCAAAAGAAUUGUGAGAGGGUUAGACGAGAAGAACAAUACCACUCUCAUAUCUGUCUGUUAAAUAUGAAGUGAGGGGGGAAG